Molecule: messenger RNA, 2831 nt
Organism: Oreochromis niloticus (Nile tilapia)
Lineage: Eukaryota; Metazoa; Chordata; Actinopteri; Cichliformes; Cichlidae
Gene: sgce
Product: sarcoglycan, epsilon
Exons: 12
Coding region: 191-1585 (464 amino acids)
Cellular component (GO): sarcoglycan complex; membrane
Source: RefSeq, a predicted model, not a curated record
AUUCCGAUUCCCAUCAUGUUUUACCAUGUUUUUCCAUCCAGAUGUUCAGCCAAUGAGCGGUCCUGCUGUGUUUUCCAGUGAAGGCAGGAGGAGGCGGAGGGAGGAAUGCUGCAGGAUGCUUAUUAUUAUGGCUGUCAAACCCAGUGGCGAUUAGACAAAGCGGUCCUGUUUAAUGUAAAGAUUCGGGGAGAUGAUUUGCACCAUGUCCGCCGCAGCUGUCGCGGUAUGGCUUGGUACGGUAGUUUGCACUGUGCAUGCCUAUGACACGAAACACAGCGCUUUACACGGGAGAAAUGUCCGUGUGGAGCAAUCCGUGGCCUUGAAGCACAGAGCAGCCGUGUCCAGAGACGUGGUCACCAUCCUGUCGAGGUCGCACGCAGACCGUAAUGUCUACCCGUCUGCAGGGGUGUUGUUCGUCCACGUUCUGGAGAGGGAGUAUUUCAAAGGAGAGUUUCCUCCUUACCCAAAAGCAGGUGACCCCAGCAACGACCCGAUCACUUUCAACACCAACCUAAAGGGCUACCCCGACAGGCCGGGCUGGCUGCGAUAUAUCCAAAGGACCCCACAUAGUGACGGAGUGCUCUACGGUUCUCCCACUGCAGAGCACAUUGGCAAGCCCACUGUCAUAGAGAUUACUGCCUAUAACAGGCGCACUUUCGAGACAGCGCGGCACAACUUGGUCAUAAACAUCAAGGCUGCAGAAGAGUUCCCCCUACCUUACCAAGCAGAAUUCUACAUCAAAAAUAUGAAUGUGGAGGAGAUGCUGGCCAGCGAGGUGCUGGGAGACUUCCUGGGAGCGGUGAAGAACGUUUGGCAGCCCGAGCGACUGAAUGCCAUCAACAUUACCUCGGCAUUGGACCGCGGUGGCCGGGUGCCGCUACCUAUUAACAACUUAAAAGAAGGCGUCUAUGUGAUGGUCGGUGCUGAUGUUCCCUUCUCGUCGUGCCUGCGGGAGGUGGAAAGCCCACAUAACCAGCUGCGCUGCAGUCAGGAGAUGGAGCCCGUCAUCAGCUGUGACAAGAAGUUCCGAGCUCAGUUUCACAUCGACUGGUGUAAGAUUUCUCUGGUUGACAUCAACAAAGUAGUCCCAGUUUACGUUACACGUCCCGAACCCGGAACGGGGAUCCUGCCCGAAUUCGGGGAGUACAAACCCCCGUCCGAGUCUCUGAAAAGCCGGGACUACUUUUCCGACUUCCUCGUCACGCUGGCUGUUCCCUCCGCCGUGGCGCUAGUUCUCUUCUUCAUCCUCGGCUACACUAUGUGCUGCAGGCGGGAAGGGGUGGAAAAAAGAAACAUGCAAACACCAGACAUCCAGCUGGUUCACCACAGCUCCAUCCAGAAGUCCACCAAGGAGCUGAGGAGCAUGUCAAAGAACAGGGAGAUCUCCUGGCCGCUCUCCACGCUGCCCGUCUUCAACCCAGUCAGCGGUGAGGUGGUUCCACCCAUCCACCCCGACAACUACGAGACCACCAGCAUGCCGCUGAUGCAGACACAGGCGAAUCUGCAAAACCAGAUUACGAUACCACAGCAGCGGCCAUCAGUCUGUUCCUUCUGCAUCACUGCACCGUUAUCAUCUGCUGCAUGAGCCGACUAAUGGUGACGCUGACGUGUGAGCGCCCUCCUGUGAGCACGGGUAUCAGCUGCAUGAUGCAUUAACUGAAUCCUCUCUCUGUUCACUGCUAACAAAGGAGAUAACUAUGUCAUGUCAACAUUUCGAAGGCUGGAGGUAGGUGCUGCCGGCUGUUCAUGAUUUAAAGUGGAGAUAAUUUGGGAUCAAAGCAGAGAAGCUGCAGGAUUUUUCAUCUUCUCCAUAUUUAUUUUACCAUGCUAAAAGUGCUUGUGUCGCAAAAUCCAAAAGACAUUAAAAACAUCAUGACAUGUUUGAACUGUAUCCAUAGGUGGCGCUGUAAUAAUAAGUUUAAACUUUUGCAGUUAUCUCAAACAGAAUAUGGUCUGGAGUAAAAUUCUAAUUUCUCCUCUGAAAUUCCUGGACCAAAUGUCCAAAAAUUAAGUGAGGCUCAUCUGUGGACUUUGUUGAUCUCAAGUUGUGGUUGUGAACUUCAAAACAUGAUGAGUCUGCAGUGAUGUGCAGUAUGUCUUUGUAGUUAGGGUCAGCAUUUUUAUUUUGCUAAAUGUCAGAUCAAGCUUUACUACGCUAUUUAACACGUUCAACUAACGGAGCGUGAUGCUUUUGCAGAACACAAAAUUAUUAUGCUUGCAAGUCAGCUACUGUAGGAUGAAAAGGGACCAGGCAGGGUACAAACUGUCAGUCCUAGUUGUCAAUAGCAUGCAUCAGUUACCAGCGAACAAUAAGCACUAACAAAGUGUGUGCAGUCUGCUUGGAUCCCGAGCAUUGCUGCUUACAUCUGUAUUUAGUGUUAGAUUUCUGGAAGUUUUGUCACGUCUCUGUGGUUCAGCUGUUGCUUUCACUGUGUUCCAGGUAAAUGGUAUUCCUGAGGAGAGAAAGGUGGCUGAAGCUCUGAAUUUAUGACCAGAAGCACCAGUGUUGCAGCUGCUCCUCUUCCUUUCUCCUAAAAUUUGUGCCAACCUGCAUGUGUCAGCAGUGAAAAUUUUAUUGUCCACUUGCGCACUUGCACCUUGACUAGUGAGUGUGAAAAAGACCCGAAGAGCUUAGCCGAUUAUAAAGAUAACUUAGAAUAUUUUGGAAUAUCCGUUUAAAUGUUUAAAGUGUGAUUAAUGUUUGUAUGUCAUACUGCUUUGCCCAGCGGACCUCUCGGGGCGUAAGGGUGUUUUAUAUUGAAAUGCUUUCGUCGCCAUGUGUUAUAACAUUUGUUCAAUGUGUCACAGGAUAAUAAACUCUUUCAAAAUAA